AUGUUGUGUAAUCCCAUAAAGGUGGCUGUAAAGUACAGAUGUUACUCUCCUACAGCUCUUACUAAUGCUUAUCAGGCUGUGAGGGAGGAAAACAUGUCUGUUAGAAGGGCAUCAAUUCAGUACAAUGUACCCAUGCAGACGCUCAGAGACAGGGUAUUGCAUAAGGUAGAUCCUGAGACAGUCCGGUCAGGACCUCAGCCAUUGUUCAGUGAAGAGGAAGAGGCAUUAUUUGUAAACAAUCUGAAGUACAUGGCGUCACUAGGUUAUGGUUAUACAGGUCCAGAAGUCAUUGCUAAAGCUUCAAAUUACGCAGUGCACCUGGGGAAGAGAUCUAAAGACCAGCCUCUAUCAGAAAAAUGGUACAGUGGACUUUUAUCGCGAUGGCCAGAAUUAAAAACUUUAAGUCCAAGAGCACUGGCAAAGGAACGAGCUCAAGCAACAUCUGAACAUGUUGUUAAUUCAUACUUUGAAAAUCUUCACACUGUACUUUUGGCCAAUGAUCUUCUUGACAAACCAGAAUGCAUAUACAACUUUGAUGAGAAGGGAGUCCAAACUGAACAUCGUCCGCCGAAGGUUGUUGCAGAAGGUGUACAUGCAGUACCAGCCAUCACUUCACCAAGAUCUUCAAUUUAGACUAUGAGCCAGAAGGGGUUUUGCUUCCCCCCCCCCCCCCCCCCCUCCCAGGGGGAAUUUUGUGGACCAUAUUUUUUUGAAACUCCAAUGUGUGGUGAACAUUUUGGCAUAAAGUUUGCAACUGGCGAGUGGGGCUUUUCUCCGUAACACCACCUUAAAAUAUGUUACCCUCAAAACCAAUAAUUUUUUCAUCAAUUUUUACAGACGAAUGGUACCAUUAUGUUAGUAAAUCAUUUCAAGUUUGCAUAUUUUAUUACAAGGUGUAUACUAGAUGCUGCAAUUUGAUAAAGUUUCAAUAUCUAAAAUGUGAUGUUAAAGAAGAAAAAUAUCGGAAAAAGAUAUGUUACCCUAAAAAAAGCAACAUUUUUGGCAUGAAGUUUUUAUUGCAAAUUUAGAUGACCAGGUAAUUAGAAAUUGAAGUUACUAUUAAAAAGUUCAAAGUUCAGCAAAAACAAUGAUAUAUAGAUUGCUAGUAUAAGUUGAGGGAAAGCAUACUUUUAGCGAUUCUUAAAAUGUAACGUCAUUCUUCCAAAAUAUGCUAAUUUUCAAUCAUACCUACUUCAAACAUGUUUUUCAUAAAAAUGUUCUAUCAAUUUUAUAUUGACAUUCUUUAGUUACAUGUAAUACAACUAUAUACUUAUUUAUCAACAAACCUCUAACUUGUAAGAUGUCUUACAUUGAAUUCUACAUUACAUUUUACGUUACCAAACAUACAAAUUAUAUUGUAUGUCUUCAUUUUCUUUUAAACACACUUUAUCAGUUAAAAAAACAACAACAAUAUAAUUCUGUUCUCAACAGUAUAGUUUUGCAUUUCAAACUGAAGGUUUAACUUAAAACACGUAUAAAUAUAUCAAAUUAAGUUACAGUUUACGUUACCGAACAAACUAACUAUAUCUCUUGUGUUCUGUUACCUUAAAUAUACUGUAGCACUUAGAAAAAGCAUAUCUACAAUUCAAUCAAAAUAUGUUUUAACAUUACUUUGCAUUUUAACUUUAAACCCAUGUAUUUAAAAAACAGUCUACGUUACAAUUUACGUUGUACGUUACCUAACAUAUAAGCUAUACAUUUUCAUGUAUUCUGUAUUGUGAACAUAUACUUUAUCUUGGAAAAAUAGCAAACUUACAAUGAUUUUUUUUUUUGUUUUAAAUAUUUUGCUUUCAAUUCUAAACACAUUCUAGAACCUUAUUUACAUGGUCCAUGAUUACACCUUCACGAGAAAACUAUGCAGCCAAACAUUUUUUAAACAAUUGAUAUAUAUAUUCAGCUAUUUAAGCACAUUGAAGUGACAUACCUAUAAUAUACACAGACAUUGCCCAACACAGUGCUCUAUAAAGAUGCUAAAUUUAAAACAGGCAUAUCACGAUAUUUAGAAAUCUUGUGCAUGUUUAUGCAUACACAUUUUACAUUUUGUUAACUGCUGUAUUUUGUAACUGUGAUUGUUUUGA
This is a messenger RNA of Mercenaria mercenaria, 2078 nucleotides long. RefSeq lists its product as uncharacterized. Gene Ontology annotation, molecular function: DNA binding. The transcript has 3 exons. The record is from RefSeq and is a predicted model, not a curated record. The coding region runs from base 1 to 633 and encodes 210 amino acids. Lineage: Eukaryota; Metazoa; Mollusca; Bivalvia; Venerida; Veneridae.